Molecule: messenger RNA, 7810 nt
Organism: Balaenoptera ricei (Rice's whale)
Lineage: Eukaryota; Metazoa; Chordata; Mammalia; Artiodactyla; Balaenopteridae
Gene: TRIP12
Product: thyroid hormone receptor interactor 12
Exons: 43
Coding region: 400-6618 (2072 amino acids)
Biological process (GO): regulation of double-strand break repair; proteasome-mediated ubiquitin-dependent protein catabolic process; protein polyubiquitination
Cellular component (GO): nuclear speck
Molecular function (GO): zinc ion binding; ubiquitin protein ligase activity
Source: RefSeq, a predicted model, not a curated record
GAAGUCGAGCCGGACGAUGGGGGAGGGAGGGGCGAUGUGAUGGGCUGCGAGUAGGCAGCGGGGCCUGUCCCGCGGACGAGCCCGUCCGGCUGAUUCGAAGGGAAAAGUAGUUCCCGGAGGGUGUUGGAACGGGCGGGGAGGGAGGCGGUGCGGACGGAGGCUCACGCCGGGAGCGGUGCUGCGGCUCAGCUGAUAAUUGAAGGGACCCGAGGAGCCGCCGCCGACGCUGCCGCCGGGGGGGGGUGGGGGGAGCGAGUGGAAGUUACUGCCGCGCCACCGAGUCCGGACCGGAGACUUUGGGGCCCAACUAGGUCUCAGCUUAAGAUAUCUCUUCAGAGAGGUAUUACCUGUGAAUGGUAGUGUCUAGAAAGGGUAUGUCCCUUCAAGAGAGAGGUGCCAAUGUCCAACCGGCCUAAUAACAAUCCAGGGGGGUCACUGCGACGUUCACAGAGGAACACUGCUGGGGCCCAACCACAAGACGACUCAAUAGGAGGAAGGUCACAUUUAGGGCAGGCAAAACAUAAGGGAUAUAGCCCUCCUGAGAGUAGAAAAUCUAAUUCUAAGGCACCCAAAGUGCAGUCUAAUACUACUUCUGAACUGUCAAGGGGACACCUUUCUAAAAGAAGCUGCAGUUCAUCAUCUGCUGUCAUAGUCCCACAACCAGAGGAUCCAGACAGAGCCAAUACUUCAGAAAGGCAGAAAACGGGGCAGGUGCCUAAGAAAGACAAUUCUCGAGGAGUGAAACGCAGUGCUAGUCCAGACUACAACAGGACCAACUCUCCUAGCUCUGCAAAAAAACCCAAAGCACUUCAGCAUACUGAAUCUCCCUCAGAAACAAGUAAGCCACACAGUAAGUCAAAGAAGAGACAUUUAGACCAGGAGCAACAACUGAAAUCUGCACAGUCUCCAUCAACAAGCAAGGCUCAUACCAGGAAGAGUGGGGCCACUGCUAGUUCACGGAGUCAGAAAAGAAAGAGGACAGAGAGUUCUUGUAUAAAGAGUGGUUCUGUGUCGGAAGCAACUGGUGCCGAAGAGAGAUCUGCAAAACCUACCAAGCUGGCUUCAAAAUCAGCCGCCUCAGCCAAAGCUGGGUGUAGCACCAUCACCGAUUCUUCUUCUGCUGCCUCUACUUCCUCCUCGUCUUCUGCUGUAGCCUCGGCCUCCUCUGCUGUUCCACCAGGUGCCAGGGUGAAACAAGGAAAAGACCAGAACAAGGCCAGGCGUUCCCGUUCAGCAUCCAGCCCCAGUCCAAGAAGAAGUAGCAGGGAGAAGGAACAGAGUAAAACUGGUGGCUCUUCAAAAUUUGAUUGGGCUGCUCGUUUCAGCCCUAAAGUUAGCCUUCCUAAAACAAAACUGUCUCUUCCAGGGUCUUCUAAGUCAGAGACAUCAAAACCUGGACCUUCUGGAUUACAGGCCAAAUUAGCAAGUUUAAGAAAAUCUACCAAGAAGCGCAGCGAAUCCCCACCUGCUGAGCUCCCCAGUUUGAGGCGGAGCACACGCCAGAAGACCACGGGCUCCUGUGCUAGUGCCAGUCGGCGAGGCUCUGGCCUGGGCAAAAGAGGAGCAGCUGAAGCGCGUCGACAGGAGAAGAUGGCAGACCCUGAGGGCAACCAGGAGACAGUGAAUUCUUCAGCCGCACGGACGGACGAAACUCCCCAAGGAGCGGCAGCCUCUAGUUCUGUUGCAGGGGCUGUGGGCAUGACCACUUCUGGGGAGAGUGAAUCGGAUGAUUCCGAGAUGGGACGAUUGCAAGCUCUGUUAGAGGCCAGGGGUCUUCCUCCUCACCUGUUUGGUCCUCUUGGUCCUCGGAUGUCACAACUUUUCCAUAGAACAAUUGGAAGCGGAGCUAGUUCUAAGGCCCAGCAGCUUCUGCAAGGACUACAAGCAAGCGAUGAAAGCCAGCAACUCCAGGCAGUUAUUGAGAUGUGUCAGUUAUUGGUCAUGGGAAAUGAGGAGACACUGGGAGGGUUUCCUGUCAAGAGUGUUGUUCCAGCUUUGAUAACAUUACUGCAGAUGGAGCAUAAUUUUGAUAUUAUGAACCACGCUUGUCGAGCCUUAACAUACAUGAUGGAAGCACUUCCUCGAUCAUCCGCUGUUGUAGUAGAUGCAAUUCCUGUCUUUUUAGAAAAGCUGCAAGUUAUUCAGUGUAUUGAUGUGGCAGAGCAGGCCUUGACGGCCUUGGAGAUGUUAUCACGUAGACACAGUAAAGCCAUUCUACAGGCGGGUGGUUUGGCAGACUGCUUGCUGUAUCUAGAGUUCUUCAGCAUAAAUGCCCAAAGGAAUGCACUAGCAAUUGCAGCCAAUUGCUGCCAGAGUAUCACGCCAGAUGAAUUUCAUUUUGUGGCAGAUUCCCUCCCAUUGCUAACCCAAAGGCUAACCCACCAGGACAAAAAGUCAGUAGAAAGCACUUGCCUUUGUUUUGCACGUCUCGUGGACAACUUCCAACAUGAGGAGAAUUUACUCCAGCAGGUUGCCUCCAAAGAUCUGCUAACAAAUGUUCAACAACUAUUGGUAGUAACUCCACCAAUUCUAAGUUCUGGGAUGUUUAUAAUGGUGGUUCGCAUGUUUUCUUUGAUGUGUUCCAACUGUCCAACUUUAGCGGUUCAACUUAUGAAGCAAAACAUUGCAGAAACACUUCACUUUCUCCUGUGUGGUGCCUCCAAUGGAAGUUGUCAGGAACAGAUUGAUCUUGUUCCACGAAGUCCUCAAGAACUGUAUGAACUGACAUCUCUGAUCUGUGAACUUAUGCCAUGUUUACCAAAAGAAGGCAUUUUUGCAGUUGAUACCAUGCUGAAGAAGGGAAACGCACAGAACACAGAUGGUGCGAUAUGGCAGUGGCGUGAUGACCGGGGCCUUUGGCAUCCCUAUAACAGGAUUGACAGCCGGAUCAUUGAGGUAGCAGCCCAUCAGGUCGGUGAGGAUGAGAUAAGCUUGUCCACUCUGGGACGAGUUUAUACUAUUGAUUUUAAUUCUAUGCAGCAAAUCAAUGAGGACACGGGAACAGCACGUGCCAUUCAGAGAAAACCUAACCCCUUAGCCAAUACUAACAGUAGUGGAUAUUCAGAGUUAAAGAAGGAUGAUGCUCGAGCACAGCUUAUGAAAGAGGAUCCGGAACUGGCUAAGUCUUUUAUUAAGACAUUAUUUGGUGUUCUUUAUGAAGUGUAUAGUUCCUCAGCAGGACCUGCGGUCAGACAUAAGUGCCUUAGAGCAAUUCUUAGGAUAAUUUAUUUCGCGGAUGCCGAACUUCUAAAGGAUGUCCUGAAAAAUCAUGCUGUUUCAAGUCAUAUUGCUUCCAUGCUAUCAAGCCAAGACCUGAAGAUAGUAGUUGGAGCACUUCAGAUGGCAGAGAUCUUAAUGCAGAAGUUACCUGAUAUUUUUAGUGUUUAUUUCAGAAGAGAAGGUGUAAUGCAUCAAGUAAAACACUUAGCAGAAUCGGAAUCAUUGUUGACAAGUCCACCAAAGGCAUGUACGAAUGGGUCAGGAUCCUUGGGGUCCACGACAUCUGUCAGCAGUGGAACAGCCACGGCUGCCACUAAUGCCUCAGCUGACUUGGGGUCCCCCAGCUUGCAGCACAGCAGAGAUGAUUCUUUAGAUCUGAGCCCUCAAGGUCGAUUAAGUGAUGUUCUAAAGAGAAAACGACUGCCAAAACGAGGAUCAAGAAGGCCAAAGUAUUCACCUCCAAGAGAUGAUGACAAAGUAGACAAUCAAGCUAAAAGCCCCACCACUACUCAGUCACCUAAAUCUUCUUUCCUGGCAAGCUUGAAUCCAAAAACGUGGGGAAGGUUAAGCGCACAGUCUCACAGCAACAACAUUGAACCGGCCCGAGCUGCAGGAGUUAGUGGUCUUGCCAGGGCCGCCUCAAAGGACACCAUAUCCAAUAACAGAGAAAAAAUCAAAGGCUGGAUUAAAGAGCAGGCGCAUAGAUUUGUAGAGCGUUAUUUCAGUUCUGAGAACAUGGAUGGAAGCAACCCUGCAUUGAACGUCCUGCAGAGACUUUGUGCUGCAACCGAACAACUCAACCUCCAGGUACCGUGCCUGGUGGAUGGUGGAGCUGAGUGCCUUGUAGAAAUCCGUAGCAUAGUCUCAGAGUCGGAUGUUUCAUCAUUUGAAAUCCAACAUAGUGGAUUUGUGAAGCAGCUAUUGCUUUAUUUGACAUCUAAAAGCGAAAAGGAUGCUGUGAGCAGAGAGAUCAGAUUAAAGAGAUUCCUUCAUGUGUUUUUUUCUUCUCCACUUCCUGGAGAAGAGCCCAUUGGAAGAGUAGAACCAGUGGGUAAUGCACCUUUGUUGGCAUUAGUUCACAAGAUGAACAACUGCCUCAGCCAGAUGGAACAGUUUCCAGUCAAAGUGCAUGACUUUCCGAGUGGAAAUGGCACAGGAGGCAGCUUUUCUCUCAACAGAGGAUCACAGGCUUUAAAAUUUUUCAACACACAUCAGUUAAAAUGCCAGUUACAAAGACAUCCAGACUGUGCAAAUGUGAAGCAGUGGAAGGGUGGACCUGUCAAGAUUGACCCUCUGGCUUUGGUGCAAGCUAUCGAGAGAUACCUUGUAGUUAGAGGGUAUGGAAGAGUAAGAGAAGAUGAUGAAGACAGUGACGAUGAUGGCUCUGAUGAGGAAAUAGACGAGUCUCUGGCUGCUCAAUUCUUAAAUUCAGGAAAUGUACGACACAGGCUACAGUUUUACAUUGGAGAACAUUUGCUGCCGUAUAACAUGACUGUGUAUCAGGCAGUACGGCAGUUCAGUAUACAGGCUGAAGAUGAACGGGAAUCCACGGAUGAUGAGAGCAAUCCUCUAGGAAGAGCUGGUAUUUGGACGAAAACUCAUACAAUAUGGUACAAACCUGUGAGAGAGGAUGAAGAAAGCAAUAAAGAUUGUGUUGGUGGUAAAAGAGGAAGAGCCCAAACAGCUCCAACAAAAACUUCCCCUAGAAAUGCAAAAAAGCACGAUGAGUUGUGGAACGAUGGAGUGUGCCCGUCAGUAUCAAAUCCUUUAGAAGUUUACCUCAUACCCACACCACCUGAAAAUAUAACUUUUGAAGACCCUUCAUUAGAUGUGAUUCUUCUUUUAAGAGUUUUACAUGCCAUCAGUCGAUACUGGUAUUACUUGUAUGAUAAUGCAGUGUGCAAGGAGAUUAUCCCAACUAGUGAAUUUAUUAACAGUAAGUUGACAGCAAAAGCAAAUAGGCAGCUUCAGGAUCCUUUAGUGAUCAUGACAGGAAACAUCCCAACAUGGCUUACUGAACUAGGAAAAACCUGCCCGUUUUUCUUCCCUUUUGAUACCCGGCAAAUGCUUUUUUAUGUAACUGCAUUUGAUCGGGACCGAGCAAUGCAAAGAUUACUUGAUACCAACCCAGAAAUCAACCAGUCUGAUUCUCAAGAUAGCAGAGUUGCACCUAGAUUGGAUAGAAAAAAACGUACUGUGAACAGAGAGGAGCUGCUGAAACAAGCAGAGUCUGUGAUGCAGGAUCUUGGCAGCUCACGGGCCAUGUUAGAAAUUCAGUAUGAAAAUGAGGUUGGCACAGGUCUGGGGCCUACACUGGAGUUUUAUGCACUUGUAUCUCAGGAACUACAGAGAGCUGACUUGGGUCUCUGGAGAGGGGAAGAAGUAACUCUUAGCAAUCCAAAAGGAAGCCAAGAGGGGACCAAGUAUAUUCAAAACCUCCAAGGCCUGUUUGCGCUUCCCUUUGGUAGGACAGCUAAGCCAGCUCACAUCGCAAAAGUUAAGAUGAAGUUUCGCUUCUUAGGAAAAUUAAUGGCCAAGGCUAUCAUGGAUUUCAGAUUGGUGGACCUUCCCCUGGGCUUACCUUUUUAUAAAUGGAUGCUACGGCAGGAAACUUCGCUGACGUCACAUGAUUUGUUUGACAUUGACCCAGUUGUAGCCAGAUCAGUGUAUCACCUAGAAGACAUUGUCAGACAGAAGAAAAGACUUGAACAAGAUAAAUCCCAGACCAAAGAGAGUCUACAGUAUGCAUUAGAAACCCUGACUAUGAAUGGCUGCUCAGUUGAAGAUCUAGGAUUGGAUUUCACUCUGCCAGGGUUUCCCAACAUCGAACUGAAGAAAGGAGGAAAGGAUAUACCGGUCACCAUCCACAAUUUGGAGGAGUAUCUAAGACUGGUUAUAUUCUGGGCACUAAAUGAAGGCGUUUCCAGGCAGUUUGAUUCAUUCAGAGAUGGAUUUGAGUCAGUCUUCCCACUCAGUCACCUUCAGUACUUCUAUCCAGAAGAACUGGAUCAGCUCCUGUGUGGCAGUAAAGCAGACACUUGGGAUGCAAAGACACUGAUGGAAUGCUGCAGGCCAGAUCACGGUUACACUCAUGACAGUCGGGCUGUGAAGUUCUUGUUUGAGAUUCUCAGUAGUUUUGAUAAUGAGCAGCAGAGGUUAUUUCUCCAGUUUGUGACAGGUAGCCCAAGAUUGCCUGUUGGAGGCUUCCGGAGCUUGAAUCCACCUUUGACAAUUGUCCGGAAGACCUUCGAAUCAACAGAGAACCCAGAUGACUUCCUGCCCUCCGUAAUGACCUGUGUGAACUACCUUAAGCUGCCGGACUAUUCGAGCAUCGAGAUAAUGCGAGAAAAGCUGCUGACGGCAGCCAGGGAAGGGCAGCAGUCAUUCCAUCUUUCCUGAUCACAGCGAGAAACGCAGUGUCUGCCUGUUACAGCAAAAGAGAAAAAUCAUGGUUUCUUUUCUAAAUGUAUCACCUGAGUCAAGGAAACAUGUUACGCCUUCUUGUUGUAGGAAAACGGCUUGCAGAUUAUAAAAGAGACACUUGGUUCCUAUUCAUUAAUGGCCCCAUGGACUUAAAGUGAUCAGGCCCUAAAACGUUGUUGUGAUGAGGUUUCUUUAGCAAGUUCUUGUUUAAAUUAUCGUUUAUUUGACGAGUGAAGUUUUUAACUUGCUUUGCUGUGUGAAAUUUAAAAAAGGGAUGUUUUUCCAGGCUGAAACAAUAAAUGUCGCUGUGCAGUUUAAUUCUGGGCUGUGUGUAUCCAUCUAGCUAAGUCUGCAGUUUUGUUUCCUCCAAAGACAACUCUUGUACAUAAGUACAGCAAUUAAAGCUCCCGUGUAUUUGACAAAUACAGUUUAGUAGGUGAGCUCUGUGUGCUUCUCACUUCCCUUGAGAUUCCCCGCCCUGACCCGUGUACUGUCUGUGCCGCUCACACAGGUUUUUUUGUAUACGGAACCCACAGUUGGUACAUCUUCGUCAGCCAUGGGCUUUCGUUGUUCCAUGUUCUCUCUCAAAUUAAGAUAUAAUUUAAAAUUCAUGGAAUUGAAAAACGUUGUCAAUAUAAUUCAGCCUUUGUAACUAGGUAGCCUUUUCUUAUAGCUUAGUUUUAAUAUAGUUGUAGGGUAUCACUGGCCUUGUACCAGGGACGCACUAGGACUGUUUACAUGGUGAUUCCGGCAACCGCCGCCUCUGGAAUGGAGGCAAGGAGAGCUCAUUCGUUUCUUUUGUGUAGGUUAAAAAGUCUGCAGCUUGGGCUGGCCAGUAUUUAUUAUUCUGUGGCCAGAGCAUUUUGAAUUGAUGUAUACGGUUUUAAGCAAAGUUAGCAGUUUUCAUUCCCUGUUGGAGUAAAAAAAAAAAGUUUUUCUCCCUUGUUCUCAUUUUAAGUUUCUGUUCACUGUCUUCUUUGGUUAUUCCGCUCUCCUCUUCCCCUCCUCCCCGUGCUCACGUGGGACAGACAGCUCAGCCUUUGUCUCCACACACAUCAAAGCACCUGUAAGCAAUGCUCUGUCCAGUUGUUUUAUGUGCUGAUUUCUCAAACCUGCAAUAAUUCAUCAGGUUCAUGUUUCUACCUGAAAAUAAAUAAAGUUUGCUUCA